CUGCGCCUGGAGGGCGUCAGGAUUGGCCCCGACGCGGACCCGGCGCCCCCGCUAAGCGGCCGCCUGCUGCUGAUGGACAUGGUGGAUGCAGAGCAGGAGGUGCCGGUGGAAGGCUGGAUUGCAGUGGCCUACGUGGGCAAGGAGCAGGAGGCCCAGUUCCACCAGGAGAAUCAAGGCAGCGGCCCCCAGGCCUAUCCCAAGGCCCUGGUCCAGCAGAUGCGCCGAGCCCUCUUCCUGGGAGCCUCUGCCCUGCUCCUCCUCAUCCUGAACCACAACGUGGUCCGAGAGCUGGACAUAUCCCAGCUUCUGCUCAGGCCAGUGAUUGUCCUUCAUUAUUCUUCCAACGUCACGAAGCUGUUGGAGGCACUGCUGCAGAGGACCCAGGCCACUGCUGAGAUCACCAGUGGAGAGUCCCUGUCAGCCAACAUCGAGUGGAAACUGACCCUGUGGACUACUUGUGGCCUCUCUAAGGAUGGCUAUGGCGGCUGGCAAGACUUGGUGUGCCUGGGAGGCAGCCGUGCCCAGGAGCAGAAGCCCCUGCAGCAGCUGUGGAACGCCAUCCUGCUGGUGGCCAUGCUUCUGUGCACCGGCCUCGUGGUCCAGGCCCAGCGGCAGGCGUCGCGGCAGAGCCAGCGGGAGCCUGGAGGCCAGGUGGACCUUUUCAAGCGCCGCAUGGUACAGAGACUGGCAUCGCUCAAGACCCGUCGCUGCCGUCUGGGCAGGGCGGCACAGGGCCCCCUGGAGCCGGGCGCUGAGACCUGCGCUGUGUGUUUGGACCACUUCUGCCACAAGCAGUGGCUUCGAGUACUGCCCUGUAAGCACGAGUUCCACCGAGACUGCGUGGACCCCUGGCUGCUGCUCCAGCAGACCUGCCCGCUGUGCAAAUUCAACGUACUGGGGAACCGCUACUCAGAUGAUUAGCUGCCCACCUGUACCGACCCUCGGCCUGGGCUCCUGGAACAGUACCGCAGAGUGGAUGGGACAGAGGCCUCUGUGGGUUGGACAAAGGGCCCCUCCCCUGAUGGGGGGCAGGGUACUCUGCUGUGUCCACACUGGGAAGGUGGGGCCAACAUCCCCAAGCAGGAUGCAGGGCUGGGACCAGCCAGUCCAGGAACAGAGGCUGCUUGGGGCCCUUCUCUGCAGUUCGGGGGCUUCUUGCCUGCCCUCCUCACAGGCAGCUCCUCAGCACCCGGGCAGAGGCCUGGGUGAGAGGGUGAGGGAUGGCACAGCUGCUCCCAGGGACUGGGGGCUCUCUCUGGCCUGCCUGUUAGGGUGCUCCUGGAGGCUGAGGCUAGUGUUUUGUGUUUAUUUAUUGGGGGGUGGGUUGGGGGAAGAACUUUCUGGCCUUGGGGACACCCUGGCCUGACCAUCUUUCAGGACACACCUCAGUCAAGGCUGUGAUGUUUGACCCAGAGACCCCACCCUGCCUGCUGCCCCCAGCCGCGGACAUCGCUGCGUGCCCGGCUGGGGUCCCUCCCUGGGCCUGGCUGUGACCAGAGGCCUUAGAGACCAUCCAAUCCUGAGCUUCUCGGUCAGGGCUACGUGUGCCAACUGGGAUCCCUGAAGCCGCAGGGUGGUGCAUCUCCCAGGGGCACUGGUUUUUUUUUAGGGAAGAUUUGGGGUGGGAAAGGUUUAAUAUUAAAAUAAACGUGAAUAUAUUUUAACAGAAGAUAUAAAACCUGUUUGGAUUUUUUAAGGUAAGUUACCUUGGCCUCUACUGCCUGUGGCAGGCAGAAUUCUAUGAUGGUCCCCAAGACUUCCCACCCCUCUUUGUGCAAAUGCUCUGUGUAAUUGCUAGAACUGGGAAUAUAAUGGAUUUUCCUUCUGUAGUUCAGUUACGUCAUGUGGCAUUGAACCAUAAGGAAAGUAUGCAAGUGGGCCUGAUCUAAUCACAAGAGCCCUUUAAAAGCAGACAGUUUUCUCUAGCUGAUGGAAGAAGAGGAAGUCAGAUUUGAAGCAUGAAGGGGAUUCAACAUGUGAGAAACUUGUUGACUUGAAGAUGGAGGGGGGCCACAUGGCAAGGAACAUGGGUGGCCUCUAGGUACCAAGAGCAGCCCCCAGCUGACAACCAGCCAACAAGGACACAGGGCCCUCAGUUCUACAGCCGCAAGGAUCUGUAUUCUGCCUACAACUGGAAUGAGCUUAGAAGUGGAUUUGUCCCCAGGGCCUUCAGAUAGGAAUGCAACCUGGCAGAUACCUUGAUUUCAUUCUUCUAAGACUCUGAGCAGAGAACCCAGCCACACAGGGCUGGACUUCUGACCUGUAGAACUCUGAGCUAGUUAAUGGACACCAAGUA
This is a messenger RNA of Trichechus manatus latirostris (Florida manatee), 2296 nucleotides long. RefSeq names its product ring finger protein 215 (gene RNF215). Gene Ontology annotation, cellular component: plasma membrane. The transcript has 9 exons. The coding region runs from base 73 to 921 and encodes 282 amino acids. The record is from RefSeq and is a predicted model, not a curated record. NCBI's taxonomy places the organism in Eukaryota, Metazoa, Chordata, Mammalia, Sirenia, Trichechidae. Gene Ontology annotation, molecular function: frizzled binding; ubiquitin protein ligase activity. Gene Ontology annotation, biological process: Wnt receptor catabolic process; ubiquitin-dependent protein catabolic process.